AUGGCGCUCUUAGUAGACAAGCAUAGACCACGCAAUCUUGAGGCGCUCAGUUACCAUCCCGAGCUUUCAGAUCGUCUCCGAGCUCUUGCACAAAGCGGCGACUUCCCACAUCUGCUCGUAUACGGUCCUUCCGGCGCAGGAAAGAAGACGCGCAUAGUCGCCACACUCAAAGAGCUUUACGGCCCCGGUGUCGAAAAGAUCAAGAUCGACGCGCGCGUCUUCCAGACUACCACGAACCGCAAACUCGAAUUCAACAUCGUCGCUUCCGUAUACCACCUCGAAAUCACACCUUCAGAUGUCGGAAACUACGACAGAGUGGUCGUCCAAGACCUGCUCAAGGAAGUUGCACAGACACAACAGGUCGACUUGGGCGCAAAGCAGCGCUUCAAGGUCGUAGUGAUCAAUGAGGCAGAUCAUCUGACAAGAGAUGCGCAGGCGGCGCUGAGACGUACCAUGGAGAAGUACAGUCCCAACUUGCGAUUGAUCUUGCUCGCCAACUCCACGAGCAACAUCAUCGCGCCCAUCAGGAGUCGAACGCUUCUUGUGAGGGUUUCAGCGCCUACAGAGACCGAGAUCUGCAGCGUGUUGAGCAAAGUGGGCAAGAAGGAAGGAUGGAAGGAUGUCGAGAGUCUGAACCAGAGGAUAGCGAAGGACAGCGGGCGAAACCUGAGGAAAGCGCUGUUGAUGUUCGAAGCAGUGCACGCUCAGAACGAGAAAAUCACCGACCAGACGCACAUCCCACCGCCUGACUGGGAGGCACUCAUCCAGCAAAUCGCCCGCCAAAUCGUCGAAGAGCGAUCUCCUCAACGCCUCCUGCAAGUCCGCGCGUCACUCUACGAUCUGCUAUCGCAUUGCAUCGACUCUACAACCAUCAUAAAAACACUCACCUGGAAACUCAUACCAAUGACCGAAGAUGCGCUGAAGCCAGAGGUUAUCAAGUGGGCGGCGUUUUACGAGCACAGGUGCAAGAUGGGCGCCAAACAGAUCUUCCAUCUGGAGGCUUUCGUCGCAAAGUACAUGAGAUUGUACGAAAGCUACGCCAUGGGCAUCGAUUUCGAUUCGUCAUAG
Alternaria ethzedia is the source of this 1068-nucleotide messenger RNA. RefSeq lists its product as uncharacterized. Gene Ontology annotation, biological process: DNA repair; DNA-templated DNA replication. The transcript is spliced from 4 exons. Gene Ontology annotation, cellular component: nucleus; Elg1 RFC-like complex; Ctf18 RFC-like complex. The record is from RefSeq and is a predicted model, not a curated record. Gene Ontology annotation, molecular function: DNA binding; DNA clamp loader activity; ATP hydrolysis activity. Bases 1 to 1068 code for a protein of 355 amino acids. Lineage: Eukaryota; Fungi; Ascomycota; Dothideomycetes; Pleosporales; Pleosporaceae.